GACUGUAUCGCCAAUGAUAGUUAAUCGUCGAUGAUCAAACAGUCGAGUCCAGUAGCCUGCGUCGUUAAAACAAAAUCCUCUGACUGAUAUUUCACAAGAUCAACUUUACAUUCAGAAUCUAUUCUUACUGUUCUUUUCUUUUUAAAAAAUAUCAGAAUGACGCCUCUACCUCGGUGGGUGUUGCUGUCGUUGUUGUUGGCCACGGUCGCCGCGCAUCCGGUUCACCACGCAUGCGUCCACCUCUGCCAUGCACGGAACACCACCAGCCCCGAAAUCACGGGAGUCUGCGACCACCAUCGGGACCACCUCGUCCUUCAGUCCGGUGCAGCCCGGUCCCCGAAUCUCUUCGUCCUCUGCCUGACCCCGUGUCAUGGUGCCGCCUCGCCGGAUACCCUCCGCUACGACGACACCCCCGUCUGUCGUGCGUUCAGGGAGUCGCUCGUCAAGCGUCACCGUUGCCCCUGUCGCCACGUAGACCGUGAUGAGAGGGCGAGAAAGCUCGAUGGGGAGGAGGUGGAGGAGGAGGAGGAGGAGAAGGAGAAUCGUCGUCGAUGGGCCGAGGAAUUGGAGAGGUAUCGGUUGAACGAGAUCGACGGAAGCGUGUCGAAGAAGAUCGACGAACGUUGGUCCGUGGCUCUUCUCCCUUCUGUCGGGGAUCAGCGUGGAAUCGAGGAGAACGUUUCUGGGAGGAGCGUGCAAGUGGAGAUCGACACGUCGAGCAUGGAGAAGAACGCUACCGCCGAUAAUUUGAGCCCCAAUGAUUCGCCUAUGGACGAGGAUUCCAUGGAUUGGGAUCUGUGGUGUAUCAGCCAGUGCGACAACGGUAAGGGUGGCAGCGCCUGUCAUUGCGACAUUAUACCUUGAAGUGAAGGAGGGACGCGAUGGGACGGAUGAAGAGGAGAUGGACGAAUUUACAUAUCUCGUAGAUUAGUCGGGACGAUUGGUACCGAUAAUAGGACGUAAGGUUAGUCUUAUUUAGUUGAUAAAAACGCGUAUUGUUUAGCUCUUUUCUCUUUUCUUUUCCUUUCUUUUCUUAACCUACGCGUUGGCCGAUAAUCCUCGUCGAGAGGAAGGGCGUGCAUUUCGAUCGUGUGAGAUAUUUGUCCAUAUCGGAAGGUAUAGGAGAUGAUAAAAUAUAUAUAUAUAUAUAUAUAUAUAUAUAUAUAUGGGAAAUUCGCUCCCCUUUUAUCCGAAGAUGCUCUCUUGAUCGAUCAAGAUCGAUCACGAUGAGAUCACGGCGUUCAGAAUUGGAAUUUUUUUUUUGUUCCUUUUUCGAAACGAUUAUCGGUCGUGGCUUAAUUGCUUUCUUAGGCUUAAGAUUUUCUCUAGACGCUAGGUCCGGUUCACGCGCUUAAUGGGGGGGAGCUUAACGUUCAAGGAAAAAGCUUUUUAUCACACUGCAAUAAUAGAGGGAUUUUUCUUUGAGACAAAGACGUGUUUCAUUGUAACGGACUAUCGACCGUCUCCACGAUAAGAGAAAGAACACUUCCUUCGCACCGUAUUUACAGUCUAAGAAACUUUGAAGGCGAUACACAAUUACGAGCAUUGUUCCGACUCGAGGCGUGUGAACGGGACGCUAAAGUGCGAUGUGUGUAUUAUGCAAUAAAACGAUAUUUAUAACGUGGCCGCGAUGCAACUAACGCGUGCAUCGUCGUGUCAUCAUCGCGUAAUAGCUCUGUAAGAUUUCUUCUUAUCGUAAAUGGAUAAUCUUUUACACGACACCUGUAUUUAAAUAAGGGAAUUAGAAUAAAAAGAUGUUUUAAGAUGUUUGUUAAGCGAAACGAAACAAAAUCCAUGUCUUCCAUUUCGUAGUCUCUUUGCUACUUCGCAUAUGGCUGUACCAAGCCUCGAGGACUCGAUAAGAUCCGACAGAUCACAGUGCAGAAUGCAGAUGCAAGCGUGCGAGUACCAAUUGUUGUUUAAGCGAUUAUUAUUAUUUUUUUUUUGACGUAACCACGUUCCGGAGUCGAGGGAGGAAUCGAUUAUUGGUCGAUGGCUGCAAAAUGAUCUUCCUUCGCGUUCCUUCGAGCGGGAGUAAAAAAAACGUGCGUUCGUUUAUUUAUAUAGUGUGCCGUUUCAAAAAAGUUGUGACGCGACAAUAAGACGUAGAUUUCUAGUAUGCCUGAGCGAUGCAAAUUUUGUCUCUUGCGCACUUUCGACGCAGUAUCCCAUCUGUCGUGUAAAAAUUACAGAUUAUGUUUUUCGCAAGAUCGUAAACAGAUGAACGGAACAAACGGAAAUUCUUCGCGAUAUAUCGACGUGAACAUCGAAAUAAUCCGGAAAUAACGAUCAAAAGUGCGCGAAAGACUCGACUUCAGCGAUUUAUUGGCUACAUAUAGUUAUAAGUACAUAAUUGCUUUGUAAAUAUUUAUAUAAAUAAUCCCAUCCAAGAUUUUAUUUGAUUAUAUUAUGAUAUACCAAGGAAUCGAAACAUUUGGGGUACCAAUUUACAAAUUUAGGAUAUGAUAUGUACAAUUUAAUCGUUGUUAAUAUUAAUAAUGCGUUAUUAUAUUCUGAUACGUACACAUAAGAUAUGUAUAUGCGGUUGCUGUCAGGAAACAGUUAUAAAAUUAAAUAAUCAAGGUAGAUAUAUCACGAAUAUUAUGCUCAAAUGCUAUUUGUCAUUAAAAUUAUACAAGUUAUUCCAUUCUCUGAUUAUAUUUCUAUUAUUUAUUGUUUGCGAUUGUACAUUAUGUAUAUAUGAUGUAAGUGAAUAUAAUAUUCGCAUUAUGUUUUGUCAUACGAUAAAUAAAUAACAUAAUAUCCGA
Messenger RNA from Apis cerana (Asiatic honeybee), 2768 nucleotides. RefSeq lists its product as uncharacterized. NCBI's taxonomy places the organism in Eukaryota, Metazoa, Arthropoda, Insecta, Hymenoptera, Apidae. The record is from RefSeq and is a predicted model, not a curated record.